This is a messenger RNA of Endocarpon pusillum Z07020, 1392 nucleotides long. RefSeq lists its product as uncharacterized. NCBI's taxonomy places the organism in Eukaryota, Fungi, Ascomycota, Eurotiomycetes, Verrucariales, Verrucariaceae. The record is from RefSeq and is a predicted model, not a curated record. The transcript is spliced from 2 exons. The coding region runs from base 1 to 1392 and encodes 463 amino acids.
AUGAGCGGUACCAAUCCUGCAACGGGGACCAAAGAGCAGGUACUUCGACGAGGACAAGGGCAGGGUCAGGGCCAGGGGGUGCAGCAGCCGUCCGUUGGCGUUGGCAGUGGUCAGGCAGGACGAAUACAGCCACACAGGGCGUAUCCGAGCGUCGAAAUGGGUGAUCCGGAGCCCAGGGCAGACCAGGAUCCGCAGCAGAUGGAGCACCGGUGCUCGUCAUACUCGGUCGGCGACCGCAGCUCGAGCGGAAACGUCUUGGAUGGACUUGACGAGUGGCUGGACAUGGACAGCUUUCUCAACCCAGGAUUGACGGCGCCGCUAGAGAAUCUUGACGGCAGCUUGGAGAUGUUGAACGAGGCGAUGGAGGAUUCUUUGUCUGGGCACGCUAGUAGUCCUGCUGGUUUGGACGAUAUGGCCUCUGGCACCUCGCCUAGCAGCUUUCCUAACGCAGAUAACCUGGUGCAGGCGUUGAUGCCCCCACACGACGUCGUCUCGCCGCUGGCUUUGGAUAUCCCAUCCACACGCCGCCAGCCAUCAGCAUCGGCCACAAAUGGUGAUUCUACAGGACAAGAUUCACUAUCCCUGACGCCCAGUUUGGGCCGCUGGUCAGGCCAGCCCCCAACCAUCCUCAACAACAUCCGGCCGUCACCCGGAUCGCCGGAUCGCCUAAAGCCCAGUCUAAUGUUUGACCCACACACAAAGGGCCCAGUACCAGCAGCACCGGCGGCAUCCUCACCAAGCUUAACCCGUCGAUCGGAUGCCAAAGACGGCUGCCCCUGUCUGCACCUUAUGGCCUGCCUGCUCGAGGAGCUCGGUGCAGAGAGCGCGAGCAGUGACCAAGCUACAAUGGACCUGCUGCUAGGCUACUUACGCUGUGCGUUGGUGCGCUGUAGUACUGUCUUGGAUUGCGAGCGGUGCACAUCGCUGAGUGAUAAUAACAUGCUGCUGGCCAUGGUGGGGCAGUAUAUGAGCACCAUCUGCGAGCGCAUGGUCAUGUGCUACAUUGGGUUGCAGGGGGCACAGGAGCAGCGGCAGAGUAAGCAGCAACCGUCGGUAUCGUCAUUGCUUGCUGGUGUUGGCGGCACUGGUGGUGAUCAGGAGGACGGGAAUGGUGGCACAAGGUCAGGGUCUGGAGUACUUGACGCCGACGAAAUAUGGUUUUCCACGUACCGCAUUGAUGACGGCUGGGAGCGCAUGCAGGUACUUCAAUGCCUAGCUAGUGUUCAACUCAUAGAGUUUUCCCGAAUGUUGGAAAAGCUCAAGGCGCGAGGGGGUAGUCACAGGGGACACCUGGUGCUGCUGACCGAGGCUGAGAAGCGGAUCAAGGCGGUGCAGUUGAUGCUGCGAACCAAGUUGAAUCGCCCAUCAGCCGGGAGAAUAUCGUCCUCGUAG